This is a messenger RNA of Neltuma alba, 2047 nucleotides long. RefSeq names its product probable magnesium transporter NIPA8. Gene Ontology annotation, molecular function: magnesium ion transmembrane transporter activity. The transcript has 14 exons. Gene Ontology annotation, biological process: magnesium ion transport. The record is from RefSeq and is a predicted model, not a curated record. Lineage: Eukaryota; Viridiplantae; Streptophyta; Magnoliopsida; Fabales; Fabaceae. Gene Ontology annotation, cellular component: membrane. Bases 470 to 1747 code for a protein of 425 amino acids.
CUUCCUUGUAUUUGGGGCAUUGCUUUAGGCGCCUCGAUCCGGACCAAGAAAAGUCGCGCCCCUAUUUUAUCGUGAAAAGUCUAAUGCUGUUUUUUGUUUUUAACUUCAUUUAAAAUAUUUUGCAUUCACACGUCUCCCGUGGUCUGUCAUUCUGUUGAAGCCAAGCAUCGAUCCCACCAGUUCAAGUUGCUGGGUGUUCUGAGUUUCGGUUGAAGAGGGAAAAGCUCGUUUUCUUCUUUGGGAGGUGACAGGAGGCUGCCUCUCUUCUGAAUUCUAACUUCCUUUGCAUCAAGUUAUGUUCGCAUGCUAUCCUCCUUGGCGCAUACAAGAAAGGCUAUUUCUCAUCUCAUUAGCUAAUGACUGACAAUUGAGAACUACUAUUUCGCACGCGAGCCUACUUGGAACUACUAUUGACUGAUUAUACACCAUCUUCACAUUCCUACUGCAUGCAAAUUCUCCUUCACGAUCCAUGGGGGAGUGGAUCGUUGGAGCGUUCAUCAACCUUAUCGGAAGCAUUGCUAUAAACUUCGGGACAAAUCUCCUUAAGUUAGGCCAUAAUGAGAGAGAAAGACAUUCUGCAAUUGGAAGUGAUGGAAAGCUGACCCCAAAGCCUAUUAUAUACUUCCAGUCAUGGAGAGUUGGAAUUGUAUUUUUCUUUCUUGGGAAUUGCCUUAAUUUCAUUUCCUUUGGGUAUGCUGCUCAGUCACUACUUGCAGCCCUGGGGUCUGUUCAAUUUGUAUCAAAUAUUGCAUUCGCCUAUUUUGUCUUGAACAAAAUGGUGACUGUCAAGGUACUGGUCGCCACAGCAUUCAUUGUUCUUGGAAACACCUUUCUAGUUGCUUUUGGCAAUCACCAAUCUCCUGUUUAUACACCAGAGCAGUUGGCAGAGAAAUACUCCAAUAUUCCAUUGCUUCUUUACCUUCUAGUUUUGAUUAUAGUUGUUGCUGUGCAUCACUACAUCUACAGGAGAGGAGAACUUCUGCUUGCUGCAUCAGGACAAGACCUUAGCCCCUAUUGGCUCAUGCUGCUGCCAUUUUCCUAUGCUGUAGUUUCUGGUGCUGUAGGUUCUUGCUCGGUGUUGUUUGCAAAAUCCCUUUCAAACCUUCUACGACUGGCCAUGUCUGGUGGUUAUCAGUUGCAUGGCUGGUUCACGUAUUCCAUGCUGCUUUUAUUUCUUAGUACAGCCGGAUUCUGGAUGGCAAGGCUGAAUGAAGGGCUGUCACUGUUUGAUGCAAUUCUUAUUGUUCCCAUGCUUCAGAUUGUUUGGACUUUCUUCUCUAUCUGUACAGGGUUUAUAUAUUUUCAAGAAUAUCAGGUAUUUGAUGCAUUGAGGACGACAAUGUUUGUUCUUGGAAUGAUUUGUGUGUUCAUUGGCAUUUCAUUGUUGGCACCUGAUGAGCCAAAAGGUCAUGAAACUAAAGAUAGUUCUUUGGAUACCAUGGCGCCUUCUGGUAUUUCAUCAGAGAUGAACAGACUGGUGGUCUCAUCCGAAGAAGCACAGAACAAAGACACUAGAACACACAUAAAAGGAUUGUUAUUAAAGGCGACAGAUGUGUUAGUGAAGGCAAAGAAUGCAUGUGCAUUGUCUCUGGGUUUUGGGGAGGAUACCAUUCAUGCAUCUUCCGUUCUUGUGAUGCCGAUGAUGUCAUCCAAGUUGACUGGAUUUAGAGGGAAUGGGCUUGAGCGGUCUAAGAUCUUUUCCAUGAGGAAUUCUGGUUGGGGAAAGAUCCCCUGGAUGAAGAUGUGAGCAAAAUACUCGAAACUAGUCCAAUUCUCCCAGAGAGCCCCUGAUAGUGGUAGCUAUAUAUACAGCCUGCAAGCUCUUAACCACGCCUUUUUUUUUUUGACUUAUUCUUUACCAAGUGAUUGCUGGCCAUGAUAUACAGAACUAUCAGCAUUCAGUUAUUAGAUAUGUUAGGGAAAUGAUGUAAUCUCCCACAAAAGAUGAAAAAAGAAUAGUGUAAAUCGUUGCUUGCAUAAAAGGAAAAAUUUAAGCAAAAAAUAUUGAUCAGAAUUUGCCAAUUUGGAGGAUGAAGUUUGAUGGUUG